Molecule: messenger RNA, 1466 nt
Organism: Phlebotomus argentipes
Lineage: Eukaryota; Metazoa; Arthropoda; Insecta; Diptera; Psychodidae
Product: D-beta-hydroxybutyrate dehydrogenase, mitochondrial
Exons: 7
Coding region: 258-1415 (385 amino acids)
Source: RefSeq, a predicted model, not a curated record
CACCCGAGUUGUUCCCAGUGGAAAACUAUGUCUCAGCCGCUCCGUAAUUGAAAUCCUGGACAAAUUUCCAACUGCAUGUCAGGUGCUUCAGGUGUUGCGUGGUGUUUUCAAUAUAUAAUGAGUUUUGACUCCCGUAGAGUGAAUCAAGUGAAAGUCUAAGUUCAAGUUGUGGAAAUAAGUUCUGGAUUGAAGUGUCCAAAAAUAGCCACGCAAAGUCUGUCUCUCCUUGACACACUGACUCUCGCGGGAACGUGAAAAUGCCAACUUCUGGACCAAUUACGAAGCAAGGCUCCAUCAAGCGGCAGGGCUCGAAGCGGCGCGCCUCGUGCCUGGGCGGCGGGCAGCCGCAGACGCCCAAGGAGGUGCCCUGGGACCUCUUCGAUCGCCUCCUUGUGCCGCUCGUGAGUUGCCAUGGGGCCGCAAUUGUGCUCUCCACGCUCCUCAACGUGCUGCGCAUCUCGCAGGUCUCCACGUUCGCCCUCUUCAUCUGGUUCGCCCUCUCCACCACCGGGGCAGUCAUGUUCUACCACUUGCUAAAGGUCUCGGCGUCCGGCAAGGGAGUCCUCGUGACGGGCUGCGAAUCGCCGCUGGUAUGGCAUCUGGCGCGUCACCUCGACGAUAUGGGCUUCACGGUGUUCGCGGGCUUCACGCAACUGGCGGACUCCGAGGAGGCGUCAAUCCUGAAGGACGAAAGCUCCGGCCGCAUGAAAGUCUUGCAACUUGACCCCACAUCAGAGACACAAAUGUUGGAAACUUCGCUGUUCAUCAGUGAGAACCUACCAGAUGGCGCCCGAGGACUCUGGGCGGUGAUUCACUGUGCAACCUGGGUGGCUCUCGGAGAAUUCGAGUGGAUCCCUUUCAAUGUUCUCCGGAAGGCGAUAGAUGUCAAUCUAUUGGGAACGGCUCGUCUGACGCAGAUUAUGCUGCCGCUGGUGAGGAGGGCAAAUGGGCGGCUGAUCUUCCUCUCCUCGGCCCUGGCCCGGAUCCCAUCGCCCGUGCGGGGCGUGCAGUGCGCCACGCAGGCUGGAAUCGAGGGCCUGGCCACGUGCCUCCGGGAGGAGCUCCGUCCGCGCGGCGUGGAUGUGUCCGUGGUGGCGGCCGGCGAGUACGUGGCCGGCACGUCGUGGCUGAACGAUAAGCUGCUUAUGGAGCAGGCGUCUCAGAUGUGGGCCCGCUUAAGUGAUGAGCAGAGGCGAGUGUAUGGGAAGGAGUACUUUGAACAUGCCAUCAGGUCCCUGGAGAAAUACACCAAAGUGACUGCUGACUUCACUCCAGCCAUUCGUUCGCUCGUCGAUGCCACCAUCAGGACUUUCCCGCUCGCUCGCUACACGCCAGUCACUCGUGCUGAAAAGAUCCAGACAAUAAUUGCCCAACAUCUUCCCAAAUCCGUCUACGACGCCAUCUAUCACAAGUAGGAGUCAUGUAUUGCUCUUGAGAGAAAUAAAUAUGAGUUGCUGAUGUGUAAA